AUGCCAUAUGAAACGCCUAUAGAUAUCCUUCAUGAUUUGGGAGAAGGUUUAUGUGAAAUCAUUACAAAAGAAGUCCUUCGGACUGCGAAACGCUUCAAAUCAGAUCUAUUUCAUCCAAAUGCUUCUAACACCACUCUCGAGGAACUGCUUUCCGAAGUUGUUCUAUCCUCGAAGUAUUCUAAAAUCAAGGAUUGUCGAAACGGUAGCGACAAGCUUCACUUUUUCCGAAUUCAACUUUUCCUCGCCGCUUUAUGUUCGCCGAAUCUGCCAACAAAAGGACGAUUCAUGUUGCAAAAAGCGCUAAGACGAGAAGUAAGGCAACGAGCAGCUCAAGAUACAGUUUCCAUGUCUCUGAAGAAAUUUUUGCAAGCAACUCCGGAAAUGUUGCCAAGUGCGACAAGAUGGAGUAACGAAAUAAAGCGAAUUAAAAAUGAGGACGUAAUAAUUGCCGACGAGAACGCCAUUUAUUACGGAACAUUACAUAUGGCUUGCGGAAAAUUCAAAUCGGCAUACCUUGAUGAUGAAACUGUGGAUGACGUGAUGUUCGCUGUUUACAAUAACAAUUUAGAGGUUUUCCGAUUUAUUGCUGUUGUAUACCAUUCGAACUGUGCUGAAGUGGUUGUUGAACUAAUAAAAGAAGUUGAACCAGGAUCGCAGUUCGCUUCUCUCGCGAAAUCAAUUAAUGAUCUACAUGACACGGACUAUUAUUAUGGAAAUGAAAUAUUGAAAAUGUUAAAAGAAUACAAAGGCGUGAAAAACGGCGAGCUCACAGGAAUUCGGUUAAUUAUUUCUAUUGAUUGUAUAAGGCAUUGUGCAUGCUAUAUUCCUACGCAUAAUGGAAUUUUGAUUGUUGCUGCAAAUGGCGCUCUUGUGCAUAAUUAA
Caenorhabditis bovis is the source of this 882-nucleotide messenger RNA. Lineage: Eukaryota; Metazoa; Nematoda; Chromadorea; Rhabditida; Rhabditidae. The record is from the annotation of a GenBank genome assembly.